CAGGUGAAAAACAGUUUAAAUCCGUUUUAAUGACAUCACAUCCGUGUUCUCUGCUGUGAUUGGUCGGUUUUACCUUAGAGUCAAAUAAACCUAACGCCUGACCUCAGACAGAUCCAUCUGGUUGGAUAAAUUGAUCCUUCGAUUGAUCGUUACACCUCCAGUAGCAGAAAUUUCUCUUUGAGUCUCACUGGAUGAAGUUUGGACUAAAGAUGUUCUGGAUCCAUUUUAGGUCAGAGGAUCGGAUCGUUAACGAUGAACCAAUAUGGAUUAUGAAUCGUAUCGUCAACCACUAGUUAUCAUAUGAACCGGGUUUUUGUGAAAACAAUAAAGAUCAGCUGAAAUCUGCAGAAAAUGUUAAACAGCUGAAAGUUUCUGAAAACUUUCCUCGCCAAACGAUUUGGUUUCUUUCUUUAAAGUUUCUUCCAUCAGGACUCAGUCAGACACGACGCUUUCGUCCGUCACCGCCACUCCAAACGUUUCAUCACUUCCCAGGUCAACCCCGCCCCCCACCUUCACCCCGACAGCCAGUACUGUGAACGGCCCUACCUCAACUGCGCCGGACGUUCCGCCCGGCUUCACCACCGCUGACGCAGCAUCCACUGAGGCGCGUCCUCCUGUCGCCAUGACAACCACAAGGAACAACACCACACAGCCGAAGCGGUCUCCAAACCUGGUCCAGGUCAACACCACACCCGGGAGCAGCGCCUCUACUGCGGGCUCCCAUGUCACCUCUGACCCCUCGGUGCCGAUGAUCGCCCACCUAUCAGCAAACACCAACACAACCAGCAACCCGGCGGCGUGCAACUGCCAGGCGGUCCCCGGGUGGGCGGUAGCCCUGCUGGUUCUGGCUUCUGCGGUUCUGCUGCUGCUGCUGCUGCUCGCACUGCUGCUGUGGUGCUGCUGCAGGACCAGGAGGAAAGGCCUGGUGGUGUUUGAGCAGCAGAGCAAGCCCCGCGUUAUCCCUCUGUACGACACCCCCAACCGCUGGGACCAGACCAACGGGGGCAACCAGGACGCGUUGGAGAAGUCGACCCGAACAGGAAGCUACAACAUCACCGAGCAGUGACCCCUACAGGCCAAUCAGCGGAAUGAAAACCCCCAAAACGCUUUAUUUAUUGUCUGCAAACAACUGUUGCUUCAAAUAAAAAGGUUUAAAAAUGGA
Oryzias latipes (Japanese medaka) is the source of this 1162-nucleotide messenger RNA. RefSeq lists its product as uncharacterized. The record is from RefSeq and is a predicted model, not a curated record. NCBI's taxonomy places the organism in Eukaryota, Metazoa, Chordata, Actinopteri, Beloniformes, Adrianichthyidae.